GUGGCGGACAUUUAUUUGAGAGGCCUGCGGCUGAAUCAAAUUCUAGUGCUCACAAAACCUAGUUUUCUGCAGUUGGUUGGCCGUUUUCCACCAAGAGUGUUUAACCAUAUGAGAACAGAAUGAAUGUCUUCAGACUAACAGGAGAUCUCUCGCAUCUUCUGGCCAUCCUUGCGCUAUUGUGGAAAAUAUGGAAAACGAGAUCGUGCGCCGGCUUGUCAGGCAAAAGUCAGAUUCUCUUUGCCCUGGUGUUCAGCACACGAUACCUCGAUCUGGUUCUGACAUUCAUCUCAGUGUACAACACUGUGAUGAAAGUCAUCUACUUGGUGUGUGCGUAUGCUACAGUCUAUUUGAUGUUAGUCAAGUUUAAGGCAACCUACGAUUCCAACCAUGACACAUUCAGGAUCGAGUUCUUGCUGAUACCCGUCGCUGGACUGGCGUGUUUAGUAAACCAUGAGUUCUCAGUGUUGGAGAUCCUGUGGACAUUCUCCAUCUACCUGGAGUCAGUAGCCAUCUUGCCGCAGUUGUUCAUGAUUUCCAAGACUGGUGAGGCAGAGACCAUCACCAGCCACUACUUGUUUGCACUGGGUGCCUACCGUGCCUUGUACAUUGUCAACUGGAUCUACCGCUACUAUUUUGAGGGAUUCUAUGACUUUAUUGCCAUUGUAGCUGGAUGUGUCCAAACAGCGCUAUACUGUGACUUUUUCUACUUGUACAUUACAAAAGUUCUCAAGGGAAAGUCUCUGAAGUUACCAGCUUAAUUUGACAAGACUUCAAGAGACCAGUGGUUCAUUGGAGGAAGAUGUUUGUCAAACUACUUGUCAGCAAGCAUAUCUCUAAAAUUAACACUGCCAUUUUUAUCUCUGAAUGAAGCAUCUAAGCUUUUUAACCCGUUCACAAGAUUUCAUGUAGGUAUUGGAACAUUGUGCUAAAUAUUUAACUUGAGCUAAUUAAUAUGUGAAUUAUUCUUUUAGUGUAAGUUUGGCCCACAUUUGGCCAGUGUGGUUAUGUGGUCAUUGGCAGUUAGGUUUUUUUGUAGUGUGUAGUCUUAAGUUUUGUCUGAAAUGAACUUAACAGUGUUAGAAACAUAAUAGUAUUGAAUCCUGAAAUUCAGAGGUUAUUGAAACAUAAUUGCAUAUUUACUGCUGGAGUUUUUCUUUGCGUGUUCAUAAAAUUAAUGAUUCAGACAAUUUACAAAGGUUCUUUCAUGUCAGUUAAAAUUUGUUUUACUUCUCAUUGCCAACCGUAACUGCUUUGCUUCAUUGACUUCCUGUCUGACCUAGUAGUAUGAAACUACACAUCAAGGUUAGUCAGAGCCAAAGUGCAUGGCAUUAGGCAGUACCUCUGAUGCAGUGUUUUAAUGAAAAAUUGUGCAAUUUAUGAAUUCCAUUCUGCAAACUACUACGGCCAUGGAUCAGAGCUUAAAUGGGAGUGUAUUUUUUCACACCUUGUUAUAAAGGAACAGGACAAGCUUAGGGUAUUCUGGAAAGUAACAGCUACUUCAACUAUUUUGUAGUACUCAUAAUAAUUAUUAUGUACAAUGAGAGCAGUUAAAAGUUUAAAAUUAUUGUGAUUCCUUCCAUGGUUGUUUUCUUUGGAAAUACCUUUCAUGCUUACUUUAAGUUAGUGAGAUAUUAUGAGUUUAAAUAUGUAUGAGCAAUUUUUUUUAAGUUGGAUGCUAUUAAUGUUAAAUAUUAAUAUUACAGUUUUAUUAAUAUUUAAUGUUAUUAAAUAACUUAAGAUGUUUUGCUUUCCCAAGCAUUGUUCCUUGUUGUUAUUUCUAGAAUUUACCAAGGGUAUAACAUGCAUGGAAUCAUUACAUAUGUCCGCCUCUCAUCUCUCUCCAAGACUGCAGCUGUUAAUGCUGUGAUUACAUCAGCAUUAAAAUGCCUAGUGUUUUUUCCCUUAAGUCGUUUUAGCUCAUUUUCAUUAAUUUCUCAUUCACAUUAAUAUUGCUUUGUGAUGGCUAAAUUAUUCCUCACCCUAGCUCACUUUCAAUAUUGUGUAUCAACAACCUCACAUUUUGAGAGUCAAGAACCUACAAACAAGUAGAUGGGAGAAUCCACGAACAAAAAUAUUAACGUAGAAAAUGACAACGUACUGCCACUCAGAGAACUUCCUCUUCCACACGUGUGAGCUCCACUGUCAUCCCAAGAGAUAAUUAAUUUGAUGUAAGUCUCCCUUCCUCCUAUUAAAUGCAUGGUUGAACCAUGCACUUUAUGGGGAUUUACUGUGAAAAGGAAGAACGUCCUCAGACAGUAUGGGGAGUUAAGAGGUGUCACAGCUUCUGGUAAUCUUUUGAUGAAUAAAAACACCUGUGUACAACUUGA
Messenger RNA from Orbicella faveolata, 2327 nucleotides. Its product is annotated as ER lumen protein-retaining receptor 2-like. NCBI's taxonomy places the organism in Eukaryota, Metazoa, Cnidaria, Anthozoa, Scleractinia, Merulinidae. Gene Ontology annotation, cellular component: membrane. The record is from RefSeq and is a predicted model, not a curated record. Gene Ontology annotation, biological process: protein retention in ER lumen. Gene Ontology annotation, molecular function: ER lumen protein retrieval receptor activity.